AUGGCCAGCUGGAGGGAUCGGACGCACUGUGCCUCUGCACUCUUGUUUGCAGGCGUGUUUGGCCAGCGCGGCGCCAUGGCUGCAGCGGCAUCUUCAUCCGCUGCCGCCGACCUCCCGCAGCCACAGGUACUCCAUUCACUCUCUCAUUUGGUUGAUUGGUUUGUCGGUUCCAUCCAUCCAUUCAUCAGAUGCUGCCGUCGUCCCACGAGCGCUACAAGAACGGCACGCGUGUGUGGAUGGUGACGGCCAAGCGGGAGAAGGGCACGCAGGAGUGGGUGACGGCCGACGUCUAUCGCACUGAGGAGACCAACGGGGCCACGAGGGUGUCCAUGAGGGAGGUAGAGGGGACAGAGGAGUUCACUGUGGUGGUGCCGCACCAGGCCAAGGCGUCGCCGCACGGCCAACAGGUACUUCACUCAGUAGGCAGAGCUGCCUCCACCUCCACUGCUUAAUGAUCCUGUCUGUGUUGUGUCUGAUGUGAUGUGUGUGCAGGUGCAUAAGGGCUUCAGGUUCGUCAAGACGGUACCUGUGGAGCAGCUUGUAGAUGAGGAUACUGACAGCGGCACGGUAUUCAGGCAGCCACAGACACACGAUUGAAUCAAGCAGCCCACACCGCCUCCCUCCUCUCCGUUGGUUGCCUUGUUGUUCUGUCCGGCCAUCAGCCUCGUCUGUUUAAGCUGCCCCAGGAGGUCGAGAAGGGCGUCCUCUUCCCCCUCCUCGGCGGCGACCUGGCCAUCAGCCUGGCCCGCGUCCGCACCACAUGCCGCCUUGGCGGAGAGCGGGUCUCUGCGGACCUCCUCAGAUCGCUGAUCGACACACAGCUGACCGGCAAGGGCCUCAAGGACAUCAUCAGCUAUGACCUGCCGUCUGUCGGUCAGCUGCAGCGGCUCCUGCACAUCAUCCAGCAGAGCGGCGAGUGGGCGGCAACGGUGCCCAUCAUCAGAGUGGCCAAGCACCAGGGGCGGGGAGGGGGGCGGUUGCCGAUAGAGCUGGACAGUGCUGAUGUGUACGGGGUGGGCAGCCGGGCGGUGUUCGACGGGCGGUGUGAGGCGCUGCGGCAGCUCUCUCUCAUCGGCCAUUACGUCGGUGUGACGCUGCGGCGCGUCAAUGGCGAGGAGCGGCUGGGUGGGGAGGGGCUGACCAUCCACACGCCAGAUACGCUGCCGGCCGACCAUCCCUACCGCGAUGGAUACGACUCGGCCAACCCCGUGUGUCAGAUUGGAAGUGAGGGCGGGAGGGAGGAAGGGAGAGAGCUAUGAGUGAUGGGUGUGUGUCUGUUUGCAGUCUGUGAGUAUGCUUCAGUUCGCGACGCUGUGUUGCUUGAGUGAGAAAGAUGAGCAAAAUGAUACACAUAAACACAUUGGCUGCACCACUCUGCCAUGAUGUGUCUGAUCAGGAUGUGCUGGGGAGGGUCGGUGGUCGCGGACCAGUUGGUGUUGCAGGAUGAAGAUGCCCCAAGCUACGAGCGACUCGUCAGUCAAACACACACACACACACACACAAUUGCCUCACCAGCUGUCCCACUCACUACUCAUUGUCAUAUCUCCCUUUCCCUUCAGACAUCGCUCGCCACUCAGCAGCCUCCAGUAUGGAAGUGCCACACCAUCGGCACCAGCCACUUGGGGCUUGGCACAGAACUAGAACGCUUCUACCGAGUGAUAGUGCUGCACGGCGACCAGCCCCACCACACAUUAUUCGAGGCAACCAUCUACAUCCGCAGCAACCCCACCUUUGCCCACGCCUUCCUCUACACGACGGAGCGACCGGUGGAUGGCAAGGAGGGAGCCGCCACAUUCCCCCAGACAGUGAGGGUGGCGCGGCAGCUGAUGGGGGACGAUGCCGUGGUGGCGUUCGGCAAUCAGCUGGACGUAGCUGUAGACAAACACUAACUAAUCUCUCAACUCUCGCGUGUACAGAGAGUCUGCCUGUCUGUGUGUCUGUCUGUCUGGCUGGCCACGGCAGCAGAUGGGAGGCCGACAGGCAGGCAGGCAGGCAGGUGUGUGUGUGUAGUCGAGAGACUGACUGACAGCUUUGUUCGUGGCGGGGUGGGGUGCAUGGGACGGAGUGGACGGACUUUCUUAGCAACGGGAUGCAAUGGGGAUCCUCACUGUCUCCCCCACAGACACAUGGUCACCGACGCCCAACACACACACACACCAAUCUCAUCUCUGUUGACAUAUUGCCAGACGUCGAAUUUAUAGGCAGCGCCUCUUAAGUACACAAACAUCGGUCUAUCCAUCUCACACACGUACACACAUAAGUACCGACACGGCCAGGGCCAAUGAAUGCGACACAAGGGAACACACAUCCAUGACGCCCACAGCUGCACCCAUGUGUGUGUGUGUGUGUCUGUUGUCCACAGCAGCCCUUGAUGCCCCGCGACUCUGACAGACACACGCACAGACAGACAGACAGACAGACACACAGACAUCCACAGAUGCGUGCUCUUGUUGUGUAGACUGAAAUUUCGUUUUACAGCAACACCGCUGCCUACAUUUUAUUAUAUCUUUCUUGUGGGGGGUGUGUUUGCAUUGAUGUGAUGUUUGUGUCGCGGAUGGACCUUAUGCAGGUGUGGACGAGCCACGGCUUUCCCGUGCGUGUGAUAGAUUGAAUCCAUGUGCACACAUUUCUUACGUCUCGCUGCGCUGACACAACAUUCAGUCCGUA
Vitrella brassicaformis is the source of this 2667-nucleotide messenger RNA. Lineage: Eukaryota; Vitrellaceae. The record is from the annotation of a GenBank genome assembly.